AUGGGUUCCACUGCAAAAGUAGCAAAUGUCAUUUUCCGCUUCUUCGCACUGUGUUCUGCAGCUAUAGUUGCUGGCAUAAUUGGGCAUGGGAUCUACCUCAUCGGAAAAGGAGGGGGAAAUAUCGAUUCACGGAUCAUCUACACUGAGGCACUCGCCGGGAUCAGUAUCUUCUUCGCUCUGAUUUUUUUGCCACCCUUUAUCCACGCUUUUUGGGCUGCUCCUCUCGACCUGGCAAUCUUUAUCAUGUGGAUGGUAUCUUUCGGCUUACUAGAAAACGCGAGUGAUCGAAAUGCUUGUUCAGCCUACUGGCAAUAUAACUAUUGGGGCUAUUACUGGGGAUACUACUGGAGAGAUUACCCUGUCACCUACGGCACCACAGCCAUCGCCAAUUCUGCAGGAUGUAUCGAAUGGAGAACCGCACUUGCAUUCAUCUUUCUUGGAGGAAUGUGCUGGUUUGUAAAUGCUUGUAUCGGUGCAAUCCAUCUUGCCUCUAGACAUGAUGAGGCGAAGGAAGUCAAGGAAAGAAAAAAGAGUACAAGUUCUGUCCCUCCUCAGACUCCUCAUACUGCUCACACCGAGGCCGAUCCUGCUGGAGCUGCACCUGUUCGUGUUCAGGAAACUGUUUAG
Messenger RNA from Glarea lozoyensis ATCC 20868, 627 nucleotides. RefSeq lists its product as uncharacterized. The record is from RefSeq and is a predicted model, not a curated record. The coding region runs from base 1 to 627 and encodes 208 amino acids. Lineage: Eukaryota; Fungi; Ascomycota; Leotiomycetes; Helotiales; Helotiaceae. The transcript is spliced from 4 exons.